Laetiporus sulphureus 93-53 is the source of this 1088-nucleotide messenger RNA. Its product is annotated as glutathione-S-transferase. Lineage: Eukaryota; Fungi; Basidiomycota; Agaricomycetes; Polyporales; Laetiporaceae. The transcript is spliced from 4 exons. Gene Ontology annotation, cellular component: cytoplasm. The record is from RefSeq and is a predicted model, not a curated record. Gene Ontology annotation, molecular function: glutathione transferase activity. Bases 25 to 795 code for a protein of 256 amino acids.
UACUCGAACAUCGUGCCGUCGAACAUGGGUCAUCCUGACGAAGACAUCUAUCCUGUUGCGACAGGUCCCGCCGCCAAAACGGUUGCGGCGCACCAGGACCCACAGGACCUCGUGUUCUGGGCUGGAUGGUUUUGCCCAUUUGUACAGCGCGUGUGGAUUAGCUUGGAGGAAAAGAAUAUACCUUACCAAUACAAGGAGGUCAAUCCAUACAAAAAGGAGAAGUACUUUCUCGACAUAAACCCCAAGGGCUUGGUCCCUGCCAUCGAGUACAAAGGCAGGCCGCUCGCCGAGUCGCUGAUUAUUUGCGAGUUUCUUGAGGACGCGUACCCCGAUCACGCACCUCACCUCCUCCCAGUCGACCCAUUCGAGCGUGCCUACGUGCGCCUCUGGAUCGAUCAUGUCUCCAAGAAUGUCAUUCCUGGCUUUCACCGUCUGGUGCAGGCGCAGGAACCGGACAAGCAGAAGGCCUACCUUGAGGAGUUCAACAAGGCGCUCAGGACGAUCGCCGAGAAGGCGAAGGGUCCCUACUUCCUUGGGGAACAGUUCAGCAUGAUUGACGUUGUGGUGGCGCCGUGGGUCGUUCGUGACUAUAUCGUAAGGGAGCACCGUGGGUACACAAGAGAAGCAGUCGGCGGUGGGUGGAAGGAAUGGGCGGAGAACCUCGAGAAGAGGGAUAGUGUAGUGAAGACGUCUAGCGAUUUAGAACAUUACGCACCAAUCUAUACUCGGUACUUACGCGACGAGGCGCAGAGCGAAGCCGCGAAGGCUAUCAGAGCUGGAAGAGCUAUUCCGUGAUGCAGGACUGUCGUCAUGUCGUCAACCUGUACAAAUACACAAGCCCUACGUUUAUCACUGCAAACAUGCAUUUCGGAUGAUAGAAUAUACCGAAGGGAUUCUAGAUUGAAGAUGUUGACCGAUUUCUUGUUAUAUCAAGCUUUGUUUUCAAGUGAUUUCAUGAUGUUUUUUGCAUUGUCAAUCUCCGGGCGUGUCACGUGACCUACGCCACGCGUGUGGCCACAAUGUUUGCCACAAUUAUCGUUUCUGAAUCGCGGUAUGUUGGAUUGACAACAUGAACUCAUAUCCUCCAG